AUGAAAAGCUCUACAACAUCUGAAACAAUUAAAUCCAAAAUGUUCACAUUCAUCAGUUGUUCAACAAAUACCAUCGUCAACCCACCAUCAAUAAUACUAAAUAAUACUACACAUGCUGAUGCAACAGCAGCCGUACCAAUACAACCAUCAUCAUCACGAACAACAACAUCAACAGAAACUGAUCAUUGUAAUUAUCUUGAUAAAACAUUCAGUUUAUGGUGUAAAAGAAAUAAAUAUUUAUCAAAAUUAGAUGAUCCCAAUUAA
This is a messenger RNA of Didymodactylos carnosus, 264 nucleotides long. The record is from the annotation of a GenBank genome assembly. NCBI's taxonomy places the organism in Eukaryota, Metazoa, Rotifera, Eurotatoria, Philodinida, Philodinidae.